UGCUCUGAAUGUCAGACAUUAUGUAGUAUCCUUCCUUGGAACAACUUGGGGGACAUGGGAGAGCGAGCAGAACAUGCAGGUGAACAGGGGAGAGAUGGCUUACUGUAUCUUCAUUCGGCCUUGGAAAGCUUGCUGCUGAUUCAACGCUAAAACAUACUUUUGUUGAGAUGGGACUGCUGAAGCGUGUUCAGAGCUCGACUGAAAGAGCACAGCCCUGGGAGGCCUUUAUGAGGAAAUGUAUUUCUAAUGUAUCAAAGAUCUGGAAGGAAAAUCUUCAGUGAAUGACUGGGAUAACCAGAUUUGUUCGAGGCCGUGGCAUGGAUGAGGUACGGCCUACCAGUGGUGCUCCAGCCCACGGGCUGGUGCCGCUGUUUCCUCCCGGACUGCAGGCUAUCUACGGGGAAUGCCGGCGACUCUACCCCGAGCAAGCCAACCCGCUUCAAGUAACAGCCAUUGUUAAAUACUGGUUAGGGGGACCAGACCCGUUAGACUACAUCAGUAUGUAUAGGAAUAUGGGCUGUCCAGCUCAGGACAUCCAGGAGCAUUGGCACUAUGUCAGCUUCGGACUGAGUGACCUGUAUGGGGAUAAUAGGGUUCAUGAAUUCACAGGGGCAGACGGACCCAGUGGAUUUGGCUUUGAGCUCACCUUUAGACUCAAAAGAGAAACAGGGGAGACGGCACCACCAACCUGGCCAGCUGAGCUCAUGCAAGGCUUGGCUCGCUACGUGUUCCAGUCAGAAAACACAUUUUGUAGUGGCGACCAUGUAUCGUGGCACAAUCCACUAGACAACAGUGAAUCUCGUAUCCAGCAUAUGUUGCUUACUGAGGACCCACAGAUGCAGCCAGUUCAUACGCCAUUUGGCGCAGUGAGCUUUCUCCAGAUUGUGGGUGUAUGCACAGAGGAGCUACAGGCAGCCCAACAGUGGAACGGUCAAGGCAUCCUGGAGCUGAUGCGUGGAGUCAAAGUAGCUGGUGGCCCCUGGCUAAUCACAGAUAUGAGGAGAGGGGAGACCAUUUUUGACAUCGACCCACACCUACAACAGGAGAGAGUGGACCAGGGUAUCGAGACAGAGGGCUCUAACCUGAGCGGGGUGAGCGCCAAGUGUGUCUGGGACGAUCUGAGUCGACCGCCAGAGGAUGAGGAGGACAGCCGAUCCAUCUGCAUAGGAUCACAGCCACGCAGGCUCUCAGACAAAGACACAGAGCAGAUCAGGGAGACCCUGAGAAAAGGACUGGAGUUUAACAGCAAGGCAGCACUACCACCCAUCAACACCCAGAGACAGAGUCAUGAGAGACCUCAGAGUCGGAAAGACAGUUUGGAAAGUGAGAGUUCAGCAGCCAUUGUUCCACAUGAGUUGGUCCGAACACGUCAGUUGGAGAGCGUCCAUUUGAAAUUCAACCAGGAGUCAGGCACACUGCUGCCCCUCUGCCUGCGGGGCCGGUUGCUCCAUGGGAGACAUUUCACUUACAAAAGUAUCAAUGGAGACACAGCCAUUACAUUUGUGUCUACAGGAGUUGAAGGAGCUUUUGCUACUGAGGAGCAUCCAUAUGCAGCCCACGGCCCCUGGCUUCAGAUAUUGUUGACUGAAGAGUUUGUGGAGCAGAUGCUUGGGGAUUUACAAGAACUUAACACUCGUGAGGAGGUAAGUAAAAAAAAAACAAAGUUACCAAAGGAGUACAGUUGGCCAGAGAAGAAGCUGAAGAUCUCUGUUCUACCAGACUCUGUGUUUGAUAAUCCACUCCAGUGAGACCGAGACACUUAAUCACUAGAAAAUACCAACAAUACCUUCAAACACACACUUCGGGGGGGGGGGGGCCAUCAUGAACAGGAAGCCUCCCAGGACAUGCAGCGACCCUGAGGGUGCACAGAUAUGUUGUUCCCACAGUGGACGGCCUGAGAUGGUUUCAUCCCUGAAGAUGAUCUGACUUCUAACUGUUACUGAAUUCUCAGACUAUUCCCACUGUUAACAGCAUUUCUCUGAGACUUGAAUGCUUUUGAAAAUGUCAAGCCAGCCUGUCCAGAUGGUUGACCUGUUAGAACAAUCAUUAUAUGUGACGUACCAGCUGUAGGGCAAAAUAGGAUGUUGUCAUCCCUCCAGUAAGGCCUGCCAGGUCCAACAUAUACGUCACAAAUGCAGUUGAGCAUGCAUCCUGUGAUCACCAGACAUUAUAUCCCAAGCAAUAAAUGAGGUGCCGUUCUCAAACUAGUUUUAUUCUAUUUAUUCCAGUGGCCUUAGAAAGGGCAGAAAAGUCCAUUCUAUCAGUAUUGUUUUCAAUUGAGCUAAUGUGUAUAGUAUUUACAAAUGCUGGACAUUUUUCUCUUAUGUGUUUGUGGUCAUACCAAAGUUAUAACUGUUGGCAGUCCACUGCCAGUACUGUCUGUGUCUCAAAUGUGUCAUGAUUCUGAGAGAAUGACAUGACAGGCUGAACUAUUAUUAACUACUAUUCACUGCCUGUUUGACUGGGACAACCAAACAAGCAUCUGAACCUUUUUCUUAGAUAUUUGGCAAAUGCUGCAGGUAUAACCACCUCUACCCCCUGUGCCAAGAACAUGACUCCCAUAUUGAGUAAUCAUUUUUUGAAUGUCUUCUUUCAGAUUUUCCAUGAUUGAUGAUACAUGUUUUAGAGUGAUGAGUUUAAAUCCAUCAAGUCCGUUGUAAAUGUGCAAAGACUAGGAAUCUGUGUGUAGUGUCCUCCCUCGUGUGUUGUCUUCAGUGGCCACAGAAAUAUAAAAUCUUUUUUUUUUAUUUUUUUUAUUAGUAGGACCUGCUUGAAAGUUAGAGUAAAAUUCCUCAGUGCCCUGUGCUGAAAAGGACCACAUUCUCUGUUCACUCUUGCCUUCAGCUCCCCUGGAUUGUUCAGAAACAUCACUUUGAUUCUAGGCCGCUGCGUUCACUGGCUUGCAUUUCUGAUGCCGUCAUUGCAUUCCAUGUUAACACCAAAUCAAAGAAAAGACUACUUUUACUACAAUGUCCUCUUACAAAAAUGUACUCUUAUACAAUCUUAUUUUAGUUUUUUGUUUUUUUGUUUGUUUUUUCCAGAGUGACGAAGUUUAGACAUCGUUGAUAUGGUAUUUUGUAAUUGCUAUCUUAUUGACUGAACUGGCUGAUUGUAAUCCCAAGUGCAUUAAAGAGUGUAGAUAUUUACACAAAUAAAGCUGGAACACUAAUGCAGAA
Molecule: messenger RNA, 3176 nt
Organism: Seriola aureovittata
Lineage: Eukaryota; Metazoa; Chordata; Actinopteri; Carangiformes; Carangidae
Gene: sufu
Product: suppressor of fused homolog (Drosophila)
Exons: 13
Coding region: 282-1748 (488 amino acids)
Cellular component (GO): cytoplasm; nucleus
Molecular function (GO): transcription factor binding
Source: RefSeq, a predicted model, not a curated record